Molecule: messenger RNA, 1480 nt
Organism: Westerdykella ornata
Lineage: Eukaryota; Fungi; Ascomycota; Dothideomycetes; Pleosporales; Sporormiaceae
Exons: 3
Coding region: 121-1059 (312 amino acids)
Source: RefSeq, a predicted model, not a curated record
CUCCCCCUUCCCUCCUUCCCUCUCCUCAACAACUUCUUUUCUCUAUCCUGCUCCUCCACUCUUCCUCUCCCGCACAUCCUGCGCCCUCUGGGCCCGGUAUACACAGAAACGUCCGACUUAAUGGAGAAUACUGAGCGCCCGUCAUCGGAGGAUGCCCCCUCAAGUGUUAAUGAUCUCUCCGGCCAAUCCAUGCUAGACCGUCUCCGGGCCCGGCAAGCUCAAGCCACCUCACAGGCCAACAACGGUGGCGGCCACCGUGGUCCCACCCGACACAGGUACUAUUCCCGCUCCUCGACCCAGCAAAGUUCCCCCGGAGUCAAUCGCCGCGAAUCGAACAGACAGCAGAAUCGAUCUGCACCCUACAGCUUUUCCGCUCGUGGACCGCGGAUGCCUGCUCAGGUCCACACUCCGAACAAUACCCAUGGUGCUCGGGGUACCUUUGGCACAGUUCCUACCACUGAGGAUAGAGACAAGACGCGUGAGGAUCCUCUUCGCAUGGUCAGCGAAGACGACACGAAGCUCUUCAGAAACCGAUCCAGACUGGUGUCCUUUCGAUACAUGAACAUCACGGAUGACCUCAUGGCCCGCUGGAUAGCCACCAAGGGUGCUAAUCCGGAUAGGUUUAAAUUCAAGCUGAGUGAGGCCAAGAAGGUGUGCGGGGAGCAGAUGAGGAAGAUGUUCAUGUCUCCAGCGUUCACGGAUAUCAUACUCAAGAACCUCAAAGCGUACCGCGAAGAGAACCCAACGGGUCGACCUCCUCACCAAAUGGACGAUAAUGAUCUGGGCACCUUCAUGACAAGUCUUUUCAAAUACGACGCGUACACGGAAAUGAUGUCCCCCCUCAGACAGUGCCUCGACCUCGACAAGAUCUGGGAGGAUCGGGGACUGCUUCACACAUAUUGUCGAAGCCUCUUCCUCACUGCAGGUACUGCCAUCGUCCACAUGCUUAAAGAUGAUUGGAUCGGCCACAGGAAGUCCACGGUCUCUUAUCGAUUCCAAGAGAGUCUAUUCAGCUGUCCGCGUGGUCCCCGCCCAGGACUAGUUUGUGGACCUUCCUGAUCCAGGGGAUUUCCCGAGCCCCGAUAACAUAUUGAAGACCAGGAGGCCCGCGGAAGGUGUCGACAUCGGACAGUCAGACAGCUUCAUUAUGGAUCUGGCAGAUGAUGAAGACUGAGGGCCACACAUGGAGACUGGAGGUGGAGAGUGCACGGUGUCGCCGGUGCCGGGAAUCCUGUGGCGGUGGACCGUCAGCUAAAGACUCUGUGUGCAAUAGUCAAUCGUGGGACAAAUGAAUCAAAUCUCUUCUCUCUCGUUCUGCAAUUCUCGCUUGAUUGUCAUCUCAGUACUACUUCUUUACUCUGCCUAUGGCUGAUGUGCCAUUGCUUCUGCUAAGUGUUGCGCCUUUCACGGAGAAGCAUACCACCAAGAGAGGGUACCGGAAGACGUACACGUUGAAGGGUCAACACGCGGGCGGCUCAAC